UUCCGUUUCUGCGCAGUGCGCCGCCUCUGCCCGACUUUCACACUUUCACGGAAAACUUUGCUUCAUGAAGAGCAAAGUUAGCUGAGAGAAAGGAGUGAUUAAGUCAUGAUGAGCGGGACUGUGGUGGACAGCAGCAGCCCCACUGCUGCAGUCCCGGACGACAUCUCAGGAUCCGUGUUGGAGCUGGACGAGGACGAGGAUCUGGAGGUCUUCAGUAAGGAUACAAACUUCAUGGAUGGAAGCUCUUUAAAUGCCUCUAUGCAGACCUCCCCUGGCUCUAUGGUCAAUCAGUACAAGUUUGAGGAGGAGGAAGAGCAGCCUGACACUAAAGACAUUUUUGUCACAGUCGAUAACCCUGAGAGCCAUGUGACGGCCAUCGAGACUUUUAUUACAUACAGGGUUUUGACCAAGACCACUCGUAGCGAGUUUGACUCUAGCGAGUACGAAGUCCGCAGACGCUACCAAGACUUCUUUUGGUUAAAAAGCAAGCUGGAGGAGGCUCAUCCCACGCUUAUUGUUCCUCCACUACCAGAGAAAUUUGUGAUGAAGGGAAUGGUGGAGAGAUUCAAUAAUGACUUCAUUGAGACGAGGAAGAAAGCGCUGCACAAGUUUCUCAACAGAAUAGCUGACCAUCCUAUUCUCUCAUGCAGCGAGGACUUCAAGGUGUUUCUCACCGCACAAGCCUGGGAGCUGGCCUCUCACAAGAAGCAAGGACCAGGUUUCUUGAGCAGGAUGGGGGAUACAGUGCGAGCUGUAGCUGCCACCGUCAGAGGGGUCAGAAACCGGCCAGAGGAGUUCAAUGCCAUUCAGGACUACGUGGAGGCGUUCAGUCAGAAGAUGACCUCAAUGGACAAAAUCACCCAAAGAAUCAUCAAAGAGCAAAAGGAGUACUUGGAGGAGGUGAAGGAGUGUGGACCCAUCUACACUCUGUGGUCAGGCUCAGAGGAGGAGCUGGUAGAGCCUCUGAAGAUGAUGGCAAGUUGCUUGGACAGAUGCUGCAGGGAGAGUGAAGAGCAGAUCCAGCAUCUCAGCAGCAGUCUACUCCCAGUCCUACACGAAUACGUGCUCUGCACUGAGACACUCAAGGCAGUACUUCGGAGACGAGACAACAUCCAAGCGGAGUUUGAGGCUAAGAACGAGGCUCUUGCCACUAAGAAGACAGACAGCGAAGCAGAGUCUAAGGUGCUGAGUUUAGCAUGGGACAGCCUGGUGGGCAAAGACCCAGACGAGAUCAGACAGCAGAAACAGCAGAAGCAUAAAGGAGAGAUUAAAGAGUUGAAGGAGGAGAUUGAUAAGCUUGAGGACAAGCUGGAGUGGGCCAAUAACACGCUGAAGGGGGACUGGAGCCGCUGGCAGAAGAGCAUGAGGGCCGACCUGAGAGCAGCCUUCACCAGCACAGCAGAGAAGAACGUGGAAUACUACGAAAAGUGUCUGGCAGUGUGGGAGUCAUUCCUGCUGUCUCAGAGGACUGAGGCCAGUGAAGGAGGAGACAGAGACGAAUCCUAAUCUCCCAUGAUGCAUUUAGCCAAACCACGAUGACCAAAGACGAGUGUUUACCUUGCAGUCCAAAUGCUCCAGUACCACUGCCACAGUAUGAACUCAGCUGUGCCUUAUUAUCAACUGACCAGGGACAAAGAUUUGUAAAGGACCCAUUAUUUCUCUUAUCCUCUACUGCUAUGAGAUUGCCUUUUUUUCUAUGCAGUUCGCAGAACUUGUGAAAAAGUGGCAAAUAUUUUAUAAUACUAUUUUUGAUUCUGUUUGACAUAAGCACUAAAUGCACUAUUGGGUUUUUAGAUUUGACAAUAAAAGAAUUAAUGUGAAUGGAAUAGAAACCCUUCAUGGCUUUAUUAUCUUUUGGAUGUUAUUAGUUUUGUGGUUUCAUUCAUAUGUUUGUUUGGAUGUAGGUUUUAUCCACAAUUGCCUUUGAUAGUUUAAAGUAUUUGACCUUACAGGUGGAUCCUGAACUGAUUGACCCAUUGCUAACAUACCAAUGUGAAGUUAAAUAAUGUACCCCAGUAAAUCCCAGAUUCUUUCCUUUUCCUUUUUAAUGUCUUUAUGCGUCUAAAGCUGAUAUCUACAGUUUGUUUACGAUAUUAAAAUUCUCAAGUCUUGAAACCAUGAAACUGAAUUACUUUUUAUGAAUUUUUAAAAAGUGUACAUAUUUUUAGACACCGUAUUUCAAUAAAAGAUGCAUCAGUCAUCAUGCAAGAUUAUUUGCAUAUUGUGUAAA
Colossoma macropomum (tambaqui) is the source of this 2230-nucleotide messenger RNA. It is a transcript of the gene snx7, whose product is annotated as sorting nexin 7. The coding region runs from base 106 to 1506 and encodes 466 amino acids. Gene Ontology annotation, molecular function: phosphatidylinositol binding. NCBI's taxonomy places the organism in Eukaryota, Metazoa, Chordata, Actinopteri, Characiformes, Serrasalmidae. The transcript has 10 exons. The record is from RefSeq and is a predicted model, not a curated record.